Messenger RNA from Meloidogyne enterolobii, 332 nucleotides. The record is from the annotation of a GenBank genome assembly. NCBI's taxonomy places the organism in Eukaryota, Metazoa, Nematoda, Chromadorea, Rhabditida, Meloidogynidae.
UAACAUUUUAUUUUUACUUAAUUUAUUUAAAACAAAAUUCCUUUUUCAACAAUAAAUACAUGGUAGAAGAACAACAAAAACGUAAAAGAACACCUUCACAAUUAGUCUGUCCAAAAAUUGAAGAAAUUGGACUUUAUUGUGGAACAGCUUCAAAUAAUAAUUUAAUAGCGACAAAUAAUUCUGGACAAAUUUAUAAUUGUCAAAUGAAUCAAAUGACGUUUAUUGGAGGACAAAAUGUUGCCCAAUGUAGGGAUUUUUUUACAACAAAUUUUUCCAAAAAAGAUUUUAUCUUGGUUGAUUUUCAACUCCUUUCAAGGGAAGAGGGAAACUAA